AUGGAACUAAUUGGCUACGAGGCUGUACUUUCGGAGGAGCGAACAGUUUUGAAAUAUCGUGAUCUGAUCACGACAUUCGAAGGAGUGCUUACCAAAGAGGAGCGAACAGUUUUGAAAUAUCGUGAUCUGAUCACGACAUUUGAAGGAGUGCUUACCAAAGUGUGCAAAGAAGAGAAGGUGUCAUUUCCCACGACGCUGGGCGUCAAUGCUUUCAGAGGAUUUUUGAACGAGUUCAUGCAAGCUCAGAAGAAAAAAGGUUCAAAACAGAAGUCGGGCCUCAUCAAGGUAAGUGAUAUGGGAUUUUGGCGCUAUGAAUGACU
Molecule: messenger RNA, 320 nt
Organism: Strongylus vulgaris
Lineage: Eukaryota; Metazoa; Nematoda; Chromadorea; Rhabditida; Strongylidae
Source: the annotation of a GenBank genome assembly